AUGCAGACACUCUGGAUCCUGUGUGCCACUCUAGUAACGAUCGGUGCAGUUGAAGCAAGAACACUGUUCACUCCCUAUGUGCCGGUUCAUCCCUUAGACGAAGGAUACUUUCCACGGCCCAAGCACUUUGACCCGUACGUGAGGUUUCCCGAACACCACCGCUUUGUGGCACCAUGGCCAGGACACUUUGAGCAUCAGCAACUCGUGCCGAAGAACCAAUACGUGAGCUUCGUCGCCGGACCGAGUUCGCUGGUGGCGUACGUGCCCGUCCGAGCAGGAUCACAGGGUCCCUGGGCAGUACCGAAUGUGUUCAUCAAUGGGCAAGGCUACAGCACUAACCACUACAUCGCACCAUCCGUGAUGAAGAAGUACCUGGUGCAGGAUCCUCGGUGAUCGACGAGUGAGUGACGUUCAGUGUC
This is a messenger RNA of Anopheles cruzii, 419 nucleotides long. RefSeq lists its product as uncharacterized. The transcript is spliced from 2 exons. The coding region runs from base 1 to 393 and encodes 130 amino acids. NCBI's taxonomy places the organism in Eukaryota, Metazoa, Arthropoda, Insecta, Diptera, Culicidae. The record is from RefSeq and is a predicted model, not a curated record.